UCAAGACGUCACUGGUUCCGUCCCAACACGGAAAUAUGGAAAAGUGACAAGUGAAGAUUGUUAUUAUGGAUUCAAAGCGGUGCUUCUAGCUCAGCUUUCACCGUUUGGACUACCAGAGCGAUGUCAAAAGGCCGGUGUCGGUGCUAACUAAUGUUGUGAGAGAUGGACGCCUGCCGCGCUGGAAAUGUAGAGAGAGUUCGACCUCUGUUGUUAGUUGAAUAGCGUUUAGUCCUCGGUUUGUUCAGAGCCAUGAAACAAAGUGUUGCGGGGGUCAUGGGGGCUCUGGGACGACUGCUGCUGUCUCUCCUCCUGCUGUCCUGGGAUGGCAAGCUAUUUCAGGUUGGAGGGGUCAGAUCAGUCACUCUCCCAGAAUCCCUCCUGUUUGUCUCCACUCUGGACGGCAGUCUGCAUGCUGUCUCCAAACAGUCCGGAGACAUCAAGUGGACCCUCAGAGAAGACCCUAUUAUUCAAGUACCCGUCUACCUCACAGAGCCCGGUUUUCUCCCAGACCCCAACGAUGGCAGUUUGUAUAUCCUGGGUGGCAAACACAAGGAAGGCCUGAUGAAACUGCCUUUUACCAUACCAGAACUGGUUCAGUCAGCUCCCUGCAGGAGCUCUGAUGGUAUCCUCUACACAGGUAAAAAGCAGGAUGUUUGGUUUGUGGUGGAUCCUGAGACAGGCGAGAAGCAAACCAGUUUAACCACCUCCACCUCUGAAUCCAUCUGCCCCAACACUCCUCUGCUCUACAUUGGACGCACAGAAUACAUGAUAACCAUGUUUGACACCAAGACACAGGAGCUGCGAUGGAACGCUACGUACAAUGAUUACUCUGCUCCGCCUUACGAUGAAAAACAGGACUACAAGAUGGCCCAUCUUGUGUCGAGCGGUGAUGGUCUCGUUGUGACAGUUGACAGAGAAACAGGUGACGUCUUGUGGAGUCAGAAUUACGGGUCUCCUGUAGUGGGGGUCUAUCUGUACUCUGGUGACUCACUAAGACACGCCCCCCACCUGUCCCUCGCAAUGGAAACGCUGCGCUUCCUCACCUUUUCCUCUGCAAACGACCAGGCAGACGCACACUCGACUCUGAAGUGGAGCUAUCAGUUUGUGAAGGAGCAAGCCACGGCUCAAGCACAACUUGUACCCACUCUUUAUGUAGGAAAAUUGGACUCCCACCUCUACGCCUCCACUUCCCUUGUUCACCAUGGAGUCUCAUUAGUGCCUCGGGGACUGACCUUGGGUCGAAUUGAAGGUCCGUUGACGGCAGGAGUGACGGUCAGAGAGGGAGGGGAGUGUGAGAUCACACCGUUCACUGAUGUGCGCUACCCACCGGGGAGCACCAACAGCCAUAAGAACCAAUGGCUGUUAAUAGGUCACCAUGAGCUGCCUCCAGUGGCUCACACCACCAUGCUGAGGGAUUUCCCUGUUGGCCUGCAGCGUUCGGGGGAGGCAGUCAUCCCCCCCCGAACCUCUGCCUCCCCCGCCUCAUACUACCAUCAGCGCUACUUCGAUGCAGUUGCUGAUAGCCAUGGUGACACCCAUGCUAACAGAGGAGGGGUUGAUGGGAAGAUGUCGGGACAGGCCCAGAGGCCGGCCGCUGUGCUGCCCUUCUCCAUGACCCAGGACCGCCUGACUCUGGCUGUCAUCACGCUGCUGCUGGGAGGGUGGCUGGCCUUCGUCUUCACGUACCCCCUUCGUGCAGCUCAUCAGCUGAAAGCUCAGAGGCAGAUGGAGGAGGCGUUUGAGUCUCGUCUCCAGCGCAUGCAGACCAACAUGCAGACCAACAUGCAGACAAUGAGCUCCGUUUCUUCAGAUACAACGCUUUCUACUGACACAAACCUCUCCAGUGACUCUCAGCCUGCCUCAGCUGACCCUCCACCAAGUCCUCACACUCACAGCAGCAGCACCUCAGAUGUCGAUUUAAAUGUCACGUCUGCGUACAACCUUACAGCAGAAGGAAACAGUGAGGAGGUGCAUGUUGGGAAAAUCUCCUUCACUCCAUCUGAGGUGCUUGGACACGGCACUGCAGGAACUUUUGUCUUCAGGGGUAAUUUUGAUGGACGGCAGGUAGCGGUGAAGCGAAUACUGCCGGAGUGUUUCGAGGUAGCAGAACGUGAGGUGCAGCUGCUCCGAGAGUCUGACACUCAUCCGAAUGUCAUCCGAUAUUUCUGCACAGAGAGAGACCGCCUCUUCACCUACAUCGCCAUCGAGCUGUGCACCGCCACCCUGCAGCAGUAUGUGGAGGAUCCGUCUGGUUUUCCUCAGCUGAAUCCGAUAACUCUGCUGGGGCAGACCAUGUGUGGCCUCUCACACCUCCACUCCCUCAACAUAGUCCACCGUGACCUGAAGCCCAGAAACAUCCUCCUGUCUGGUCCCAGUGCGCUGGGGCAGGUCAGAGCGCUCAUCUCUGACUUUGGACUCUGUAAGAAGAUCCCAGAGGGCCGGUGCAGCUUCUCUUUGAGGUCAGGAAUCCCGGGAACUGAAGGGUGGAUCGCUCCUGAAGUACUGCGGGAUACUCCGGGAAACAAACCGACGGCAGCGGUGGACGUCUUCUCGGCAGGCUGCGUGUUUUACUACGUGGUCAGCAGGGGGCAGCACCCCUUCGGUGAUAAGUUAAGACGGCAGGUGAACAUCCUGUCAGGAGAAUACUCACUCUCGCAUUUUAUGGAGGAUAUACCUGACGACGUCAUAGCACAUGAUCUGAUCGAGCGGAUGAUCUGUGCCGAGGCGGGGUCCCGGCCCUCCACCGCCUGCGUCCUCAAACAUCCGUUCUUCUGGAGCCCUGAGAAGCAGCUGCUGUUUUUCCAGGACGUGAGUGACCGCAUCGAGAAGGAGCCCGCCGACAGUCCAAUCGUGGUCAGACUGGAGACAGCAGGACGAGCCGUGGUUCGGACCAACUGGAGGAUGCACAUCUCAGUGCCUCUGCAGACAGACUUGAGGCGGUUCAGGACGUAUAAAGGAAACUCAGUCAGAGAUCUGCUGAGAGCCAUGAGGAAUAAGAAGCAUCACUACCACGAGCUGCCUCCGGAGGUGCAGGAGACGCUCGGAGAGCUGCCCGAAGGCUUCAUCAGCUACUUCACAUCACGGUUUCCACGGUUACUGAUGCACACACACGCAGCUCUGCACAUCUGCUCACAUGAGAGACUGUUUCACCCCUACUAUCUGCACCCCAACACCAAAUAGUAAUGACAUGGCUCUGCACUCUAUACUCACACACACACACACACACACACACACACACACACACACACACACACACACACACACACACACACACACACACACACACACACACUAUUGUGCAAUUUUGUGAGCAAGAGAAAUCGCUGACAGUGCCCCGUUAUUGCUUUUGUAAAGCCCUUACCGUUUUUGAGGGGGAAGAUACAGUGCUGUGAAAAAGGUUUUAUAUGGCUUGAGUUGCUUUUAUAGAUUUAUCCUGUUGUUAUGCAGCUGUUGAAGAAAGUAUUGUAGGAUUUAAUUAGAAGGCACUCAAAAUGCAUCUCUCCACAAAAGCUACAUACAUUUUUUAUUUGAAUAAUAUACAACGUUUUUAAACUACAUCUUUGUUUUCAAUUAAAUGAAUAUUUCAGCAACAUUUUACUUAAAAGUCCCAAACAUGUUCAAAACACGAGGGAUAUUUUAGUUUUAAUGAAGUGUCGUCUGAUUUUGUAUGAGAGGUACUAAACAUGGUUAAGGGAAUAGAUUUUUUAUAAAUAGCAGCAACAAAUAUAGUGUCCUCGGUUAUGGCCCUGGUCAGAGCAUUAAUUACAUUAAAUGACAUGACAUUACAUGUCACUUGUUAGCAGUGGCGAACCGUGUCUAUCACAACUGGACCUUCUGUAGACACAAGGAUUAAAAAACACACCUGUUUGACAACAUAUAUUAUCUCAGAGGCGUUUUUGUUUAUUUAUUAUUUUGCAUAUUUAAGAACGAGAUUAACUGGAAACAAAAGGGGGGGGGGGUUUGUGUCUCACCGACUACUACCAACUAUUUUUGAAAUUGGUCCAGUAUUGAGCGAAGGAGCUGCAAACGGCAGCCGCUUAACAGCAUGUUGUUUAAUCAAAUACAUUUUUCAGUAGAGAUGGAAUUCAAUAGAUAAAAAUAUCGUUGGCACAUUUUUAAACUGUUUAGAAAGGACCAUACAGAUAAAAAAACAAAUGUUUCUGUCAUUGUGUCUAACCAAGACUUGCUCAGGGAGAACUCUUGUUCUGAUAUCUCCCGUUGCAUCCACACUGUUGAAAUCAGCAUAAUAAUAAGCCAUGACUUUGUAAAUUAUUUAGAUAACACCGAGCUCACUCCUCUCCUGUCUUCUGGAAACAAGUCACACGGCACAUUAAUAAACAUCCCUAAAUGUAUAAAAACACUUUUAGACCUCUUCGGGGUUAUCCCUCAUGUUGAAAGACACUUUUAAUAACAAUCUGAGCCUGCAUUUCGCAAAAAACACAUUUUCUGUGGACUUCAAUUGACUGCCAUCUGUAGCUCUCUCACUCAAUACUGUUCCAAUUAAAAAAGUGUCUUUCCUAUUAGUCACUUAGACACAAAGAAAUGAAAAAUAUGGUCUAGGUUGAAGGAAUACCAACUUCUCCCCUUAAAUAGCACCACUUGUGAGAUGCACACAGUGUGUCACAGCACUCGGCAUCUCAGACACUGGACAACAGGUUUGAUGGAUGAUUCAACUUGUGCUGCUGUUACACGAUUUUUUUGUCAUAGGAUGAAUCCCGGUUUCUUCGAUGCUGCUGUGCUUUUUCAGCUCCUCUACCAAAGACUCAACAAUAUUUACCUUGCCAUUUGUUUUCAUGUUUUUGUUAUGUGUGUCUGGAUGUAGCUACACUGACUGAAGAAUGUGCUGAGCCUUUCAGUACAUGAAGCGUAAAAUAAUAUGAUUGACACUGUAAAAAUGUGGGCAAUCUGCAAGUGUGCAGGCAACAUUGUAACAUGCUACAUUUGCCCAUUUCAUUUUUAUUUAAAGAUAUUUUACAUUUCCCUUCAACAGAUAUGUUUCUCUUGAAUCUCAGCAUUGCUUGAACUUUUUGAUCCUAAAAAUAUGCACCUAAAUGCUCCCAGAUAUAUGUGAAAUAUCUUUCAGUAACUACUGGAUGAAGGUUUUUUGCAUUGGUCUGCAGUAGAAUGAAUGAUGAAGAAUCACACUUUUGUACUUUUUUGAGUGAAUUAAACUGAUGCUUUGGGUGUGCCAAAGAUGAGUAAAUCAAA
Gymnodraco acuticeps is the source of this 5208-nucleotide messenger RNA. It is a transcript of the gene ern2, whose product is annotated as endoplasmic reticulum to nucleus signaling 2. Gene Ontology annotation, biological process: protein phosphorylation; intrinsic apoptotic signaling pathway in response to endoplasmic reticulum stress; IRE1-mediated unfolded protein response. Gene Ontology annotation, molecular function: protein serine/threonine kinase activity; RNA endonuclease activity; ATP binding. The record is from RefSeq and is a predicted model, not a curated record. Lineage: Eukaryota; Metazoa; Chordata; Actinopteri; Perciformes; Bathydraconidae. Gene Ontology annotation, cellular component: IRE1-TRAF2-ASK1 complex. The transcript has 24 exons. The coding region runs from base 250 to 3180 and encodes 976 amino acids.